AUGCGUUGCAAAAGCACCCAAACGACAGUUGUCGUUAUAAGCGCAUUGCUUGUGUUCUCCAUAUUUAAGGAGGCUGAAACCAACUCAAAUCCGGCCCUUAACGCAUUCUUUUCCGAACUCGACAACAACCACGAUGGCGCGAUUGACGUUAAUGAGGCAUCACAAUUCAUUGGUGGUAGCAUUGGGGGACAGGAGUUUGACGAGCCACAGGAAACAGCGGACGCAGCAAAUUCCUUCCUACACAGCAUAGAUGGUGGCGACGCUGGACUCACCGUGUCAGUCGAUGAACUUGACAUACAUCUCCACUCAGUGCUGAGCGGCGUCCGCGCUUGGGAAUGGAUUCGCCACGGUGUUGGCCUACCUCAGUAUGCAGAUGCGUUCAGGGCUCACUCCAUAACGCCGCUGGAUUUUCCGAUGCUGGUCCAGGAGAACGGAAAGAUCCUCGAGGAGGAACUCGGGGUACACAGCCCUUUCCAUCGGGGCAAGGUGGUCCGGGCCAUUCGGCGUCAGAUCCUAGGACUGGGGCGGCCGCCCUCGGAGCCGCAGGCUCUCACGUGCACCACCACCGCCUUUCCCCCGGUGACCCCCACCGGGGCCGGCAGUGGCAGUGGCAGUGGCAGCGGGGGCCCGGCUCCCGGCAGUCGGGCCGCUGUGCACUGGUCCCCCCCCGCCCACCCGGGGGUGCCCCCCCUGCACCGCUACGUGCUGGAGAGGGCGGGGGCUGACGGCCAGUGGCGCCAGGUGGCGGAGCUGGACGACCCGGAGCCGGCGGCGGUGGCGGUGGGGUUUGGCACGGCCGCAGCUGCGGGGCGAGUGCUGUUCCGUGUCGCAGCGUGGAACCUGUACGGAAGAAGCCCGUACGGCAUUGUAGCGUGCCACUUAGAGCCAGUGCCGCCGCCUGGUUACCCGCUGGUGGCAGCGCGGGAUCCGGCGAAUGGGACGAGCGAGGGGGCGGCGGCAGCGGCGGCCGCGAAUGACCGUGUGGCGAUGGCGGUGGUGGCGACGGCGGCUGCCCAAACGAGGGGCCAGCAGCCGGCGACAUCCCGCAACGGCGGCGGCUGGGGCUGGGGAUGGGGCCCGGAUGCCUCGUUUGCGUCCGCAUGUCGGGGACCCGGUCCCGGGACCUCCGAGGCCGCCGCAUGUCCCGGGGGCGGGGGGGCCGAGCUGCGGACAGGCUGGCAGCAGGCGCUGCCGCCGCCGCAGCUGCCUGGCGCCGCCGCCUCCUCGGACUCAGCGCUUCAGGCGCUGAUACAGCGGCCACCGGGCCCUGCCGAUACCGGUGGCGGUGUCCGGGGGCCCGUUACGGCCAUGACACAGGGCCCCUGGUUGGCACCGCCUACCCGCAAACCCCAGCCUCAAGCCCAGCCCCAGGCCCAGCCCCAGCCUCAACCCCAGCCGGGGGGGACCACAGCUCUUCGUUGGUGGAGUUCAUUGCUGCUGGCGGUGGUGCCCUGGCUGCUGAGGCUGCUGCCCCUGCCGCUGCUGCGAGGGGCGAUGGAGGUGGCUCACAGGCUGGUGCUGAGGGCGCAGGCGGCGCUGGGCUGGCAGCCGCCGGAGAGGCUCAUGCAGUCGCCGAGGGCGGCAGCGGCGGGUUCGGCGGCGCCAGGGAUGCUAGAUCUGAACCCCUCGCUGCAUCUGACACCCUCCAGCAGCGUCCCCGCCCUGGCGGCAGCAGCCACAACAGCGCAGAGCGCCGCUGCUGGGUCUUGUGGGGUUGGGGGGGCGGCAGGCGGUGGCGUGUGGACGGGGGCUAGGAUGGGAGCUGGGGCUGGGGACGGCCUUGGUGCUGGCGGAGGCGGCGGUGUACGGAGCUCCGCCUCCGGAGCCGCGUGGCCUGCGGUAGGUCCAGGCGGGUGCAGUACCGGCGGGAUAGACACUGUUGCUGCUGCUGCUGUGGCGGCUGCUGCCGCCGCAGCCGUUGCACCUGCUGCUGCUGCUUCGUCGUCAUCCUCUGUUGCUGCUGCAACGGCUGCGGCUGCGGCGGCCGGGGCGGCUGCCUCCGGGCCAAGUAUUCGAACCCGGAGCAACUGGCUGGAAGCUGUCUUUCCCAUGAUGGCGGCGGCGGCGGCUGCGACACAGGGUACGGACCCAGUGGCGGUACCGCCGCGCUCGUCGCUUGGGAGCGGCGUGGCGCCGUACCGACCACCGCCGGCAGCGGCACCCUCGCCGUACGGGAGCCCCGGUAGCGACAUUACUGGGGUGCAAUACAUCUUCGGAGGGCUGCAACCACCACAACCACCACAACCACCGCAACCGCUGGCACUGCCGCAGGGCCCCCGUCCCGUGUCCGCCUCUCCUCCCGCUCCUCCGCAUCGCAGCACCAGCGAGGGGGACAUCUGCGGGCUGGAGGACGCCGCCCGGCCCUCCUACAUCACGCGGGCCCCCCCCGGCCCGCGCCCCUAUCUGGGCCCAGCGAGUCCGCCGCUGCUCUCCCACCUCACCCCGCACCAGCUAGCGGCCUCCGCACCCUCCCUGGGGCUAGGGCUGGGACCCGUGGGUCGGAUGGGCCCUACGUCCACGACGGGUCCCCUUAGCUCGAUGUCCGUGAGCGGGUCCUCCCGGGGUGCGAGCCAGGUUCGGGGUCUUCGCGGGGCGGAGACGGAGGGGGACCUGUUGGCGAUGGCGGCGGCUGUGUGCGCAAUUCCCGGCUGCGGUCGGAAGCUGGACUUGCGACACUACCGUAACUACUUGCGGCGACAUUACUGCGGCCGCUGUCAAAGGACGGUGUGCGGCCAGCACACGGCGUACAGUCCCCAUGGUCCCACGGGCUCAUGCGACCACGUGAGCCGCUGUGUGUGCACCUCCUGCUUCACACACUUCAAUCCCGCCUACCAGCUCUUCCUGCUCAAACACAACAAGCUGCAGCCCGGCAGCGGUGUGGGGCCACAGGAAGCAGCAGCGGCAGCGGGUGCAGGGGCUGCGGCCGGGAGUCGGCGUGGGAGCGCGAGCGGGAGUACUGGGGCUGGCAAUGGGGAGGACAAGAGCGCGGCGAAGCUGCUCUGGGAGAGGGCAGCGACGAAGCUGAAGGCGCUUCUUACAGCAGCCAUAAGCAGGUCAAAAGGCGUCGAUGACCUGUCUUUUACGUGUAAAAACAAUUGGGAUGCGCUUAACCACAUCCACAUAUCGGCGGCGUUGUCCGCGGCCGUCAAGCUGCCUGGUACGCGGACGGCAGCGUCCGCACCCCUGCUUGACUCGCUCGCUGUACGAUUUGCUCAAACACUUCCGGACGCCACAAUUCGCGAGGUCGCGACCGUGCUCUGGUCCCUUGCCAAAUUGGGCCGGCCCGCGCCGCAUGCGCUGCUGUCGCACAUUCUAGCAGCCCAGCAGCGCGGCUUUAUGCUGCGUACAGCCUCACCCCAAGCUAUAGCCAACAUGCUGUGGGCCCUCGCCACGUGGCGAACCCGCGAGCCGGAACCCCUGCUGUCGCUCGUGCUGGAGCAGUGCUACCGUGCGCUGCCCGCCUUCCAGCCACAGGACACCGCCAAUGUGCUAUGGGCGCUGGCACGACUGAACCACAGCGGCGAGCCACUGCCGCUGCCGCCGCCGCUCCUGCCGGACCUAUUGGCCGUCGCCGCGACGCAGGCCAGCGCAAUGACCCCGCAAGGCCUCGCCAAUUCGGUGUGGGCCUGCCACCGUCUACGGCACCGCCACGCCGCCUUGCUGCGCGCAGCAGCUGUCGCCUUCCACACCCAGCUGCCCGCCGCCAGCCCCACGGAUAUAGCGCUCAUGACAGCCAGUCUUGCCCACCUGCAUUUCCGCUGCCCAGCUCUGCUGCGUGCGGUGGCAGAACGAUGUUGCGGAUCAGGAUCGAACUGGGGACCUCCAGAUACGGCGCAGUGGACCAUAGCUCCAGAUGGGGUUCGGGGUUCUCGGGAGGGCUCCUGGAGCCCACUCAGCCGGCAGCGGCUCCUGUGGGCCUUCGCCACGUUGAGGUUCCGCCAUCCGGCCGCCGUACGUGCGCUGCUGCUUGGGACUCGAGGGCUCCAGGACGCUAAGGAGAAGGAGGAGGAAAGGGUUGAGGAAAGUGACUUGUUGGGAGGAGCUGGGAGCUGGGAGCCCGGGGGGAGUGAAAGCGGCGACGAGGAGGGGGGAGAUGGUUGCGGAGGCGGCGGUGGGGGCAGCGGAGCCAUGACGGCAUCCAGCUUGAUCUGGUGUCUUGCCAAGCUGGGAUGCGGUUCCAUUGCGGGGCCCGAGCAGCGGCUGGUGCUGGCGGCGGCGGAACGGCUAUGGGCGGUGCGUGAGUCUGUGGCGCUGCACCACGCGGCCAUGGCGGCCUGGGGUCUGGAGCAGCUGGGGCUGCGCCAGCAGCGCCUCCUGAAGCUGGCAUGCGCGCGGUUGCAGGAGGCCCUGGAACGAUCCUACACAUCUCAAUCCCGCACAUCCCACUCAUCAGCCUCGGCCUCGACCUCCCCCUUCCCACACGGCACCGCCUCCGGUACCAGUCCUAGUCCUGGUCCUGGUCCUGGUGUUAGCUCCGAUGGCGGGCUGAGCCCAGAGGACCUGGACGCCGCCGUGAUGGUGCUCUGGUGCUUGGGCCGCCGGGGACCAUUGACGGCGCCAGAGGCUGUAGCGGGAGCAGCGGAGGCAGCAGCAGCAGCAGCGGAGGCAGCAGCAGCAGCAGCGGCUGAGACUCGGAUCCUGGACUUCUUCUCGUCUGCUGGCCCCCGCCUGUUGCCCCGGCUCAGUGCCCGGCAGCUGCCCCGCGUGUGUUGCGCCUACGUGCAGCUGGGGCGCAGCGACGGGGGGGUGCUGGGGGUGGCGGCGGAGCUCCUGAUGGGCGCGGCGGCUGGCGGCGGCAGCGGUUGUAGUGGCAGCGGUACCGCCGCCGCGGCUGCUGCUGAAGUAGCGGUUGGAGCGGAUGAGGAUGAGGCGGGUGGGGAGGGGGAGGAGCGCUGCGCUGGUGUGAGCGGCAGCCCGGUGCGGCUUCAGGCUGGUUUAGGGGACGAUGGUUUCGGGAGCGAGUACGACUACCGGGGGGCCCAGUGGGGGCUCAGCGGAGAGGGGGCGGAUGAGGGGGAGCUGGUCUGGGACCUGGAAGGCGAGCAGGAGGAGGCGCAGGAGGCGGGUGCCGCAGGUUUCAGUCGCAACGGAGGCAGCAGCAGUAGCAGUAGCUCUGGCCGUAGCGGCGCCGUCAGGGGCGGUUGUGGGUGCGGGCUCCUGGAUCGAUUGCCGCGCAAUGGCCUAGCCAUGGCGCUGUGGGCCCUGGCGUCCUCCGGGUUCGCCUCCCCGCAGCUGAUGCAACGAGCUGCAACCAGGGUGGUAGGGGAACUGUUCCCCCAGCUGCCGCCGGUUGCGGCGGCGGCAGCAGCCAACGUAGAGGCGCCAGCCGAGGUGCCGGCGGCUGCAGGAUCCACCGGCUGCGUGGUGGGGGCUGCAGCCGCGGCGGCGUUUGGACGGCAGAUGGUGGCGGGUGGUGCGGAACGUGGGCGGCCAACCCCACCGACACCGCAGCCGCCUGCAGCUGGGCGGCCUAGUGUGGGGGCCUCGCGCUGGGCGGCCCUCAUCCUCUGGGCCUUCGCCGCAUCAGACUGCUACAAUGCCGUGCUGUACGAUCAUCUGCUGUCGUACGUGAUCCGCAGAGUGUCACGGCUGGGCCCCGGUCGCGUGGCGAUGGUGUUGUGGUCGUGUGCGGUGGCGGGUCACUACCGGCGGGACGUCCUGGAGUCGCUGUGCGGGGCUCUGCGGGAGGACAUCAGGGUCCUGCCGCCAGCUAGCUUCACGCAGGCCAACUGGGCCGUCGCGCACCUGUCCGCGGGGCUGUGUAUGAGCUGGCGGGGCCCCGCCACCUCCCACCUGGCCGCCCUGUGCCCCCAGCUCACCCCCCACCAAGCCGCAGUGCUGCUGUGGAGCCUGGCAGUGCAACAGCUGGUCAGGGCGACGCAGGACAAGCGCAAAUUUGCGGCGGCGGUGGACUUGCUCCUGGCGCAACUGGGUUCCGCGGUGGUGGGGACGAAGUCGGAGGUGCAGCUCGGCGGCCCGGUGGGGAGUGGGGACUGGGAGGGGGAUGCCGGGGCGGCAGCAUCCCGGGAGCUGAGUCGCGGGGUGCCAAGCGGGGUUGGCGAGGGGAAGGUGGGCGGGGCGGUUGUAGAGGCGUUGGAUCGGGGCCUGGAGCCGUGUUUGGAUCUGGAACGAGAUCUGGAUUCUCCAGGUGACCGGAUCCAGGCGGGUUCAUGUCCCCUGGAUCCCGGAGUGGCGCUAAUUGCUGCGGAGGCUCUGGCGCUGCUGCUGGCCAGCCCCCACCAGCGGGUGCGGCAGCGGGUGGAGGCCUACCUGGCCCACUGCGGUGGUGCGACUCCGGCCCUACUCCUGCCAUCACACAUUCCGCCGACGUCACCGCCAGCACCAGACCCCGGCCCCCCAGCAUACGGAACUGCAGCACCUGGCGCUGACGGCAACAGCACAACGGAGGCCGGGUCGUGGUCGGGAGGAUGGAGUGCCGGCCGCAGCGGCAUGCAGGCGCCCGUCCCCACCUCCACCAGCUGCUCGGCGAUUGGGACCGGGGGAUUACUCGUGUCGCAGCUGGCGGCCGCCUGGCAGCAUGCGCUGCAGCGGCGGCACCCGCAGCAGGCGGCGGUGGCGGCAGCUGCCCGGCAGUUGGGCUACUCGCCGCGGCUGCUGCGGACCCACGGGUCUUUCCCGCUGGCGCUCCCCUGUGCGGUAGAGCUGCCGGAUACGGCUCCAGGCCCGGUAGUGGUGCUGCUGGCCGAUGAGUCCGACUUCGCGACCAACGUUGUGGGGCAGCCGCUGGGCCCGCUGUUCACCACCGUGCAGCUGCUGCGGGUCCGCCACCUGCGGCAUCUGCUGCUAGCGGCAGGCGUGAGG
Molecule: messenger RNA, 6822 nt
Organism: Volvox carteri f. nagariensis
Lineage: Eukaryota; Viridiplantae; Chlorophyta; Chlorophyceae; Chlamydomonadales; Volvocaceae
Exons: 9
Biological process (GO): store-operated calcium entry; intracellular calcium ion homeostasis; activation of store-operated calcium channel activity
Cellular component (GO): plasma membrane; endoplasmic reticulum
Molecular function (GO): calcium ion binding; calcium channel regulator activity; protein binding
Source: RefSeq, a predicted model, not a curated record